AUCAAUCUGUCAAGUUAGUGCUUUUAUAUUGGAAAAUUUAGGUUUAUGCGGUAGCUUCAAAAUUUUCACAUUCAGAUUUCUGAGAGCAUGGUUUUGCCCCGGAUUCAGUCCCGGUUUUUCCCUUUGCCAUUAAUUUUGACCAUGAUGGAGAAAGAAGCUAAGAAAGCAAUGAAGUUUUAACAAUAAUAAUAACAAAGCCAUUUAGUUCCAAGCAAAUUGGGAUAGGCAUAGGCAAUAAAGUCAAUAGCAAGGGUUCCCUUUUCCUCAUUUAAUUUUUCAUCUUUGUUCUUGAGAUUGAGCCUAUUUGUUAUUCAGAAUUGGUUAGGAGCUUAUAAGGAUAUAUUGCAAACUGAUAUAAGGUUCGACACCAUUAAAGCUUAAGUUUGUAAACAAUGUGUAAACUGGACAUCAAGACCUGAAACCAGGAAAGCUUUUGCGGAAGUUUCUAGUGUGCAUAUUUUUCAUAUAUUACUCUUGAAAUUAUAGAGACCAUCUGUGGGUUCCAACAUGGAAAGGAAAUACGGAGAAAUAAUUCCUGGAUCCCACAGAAUAGAACUACAUUUCUAGUACAAUCAACUAAAUGCAAGUGUCUGUUGGAUUAGCAUUGCUCUCUAUUAACAAAAGACAAAUGGACGACACUAAAGGUUGGAGGUGUCAGAAGUGUUCCAAAAUACUAAGAACCCUCCUAGAUACCAGCUAAUGAAAUGCUUGGAAAGUGACCCUCUCGACAUCAAAAGUAGUCCCUUUAUGUUUGCUAUGUUGGCCAUGCAUGGCAAAAACCUACUACACAAACACUGAAAUAGUUAUUCCAGCUCAUCUUUUAAUUGCAUAAUAACAUGGAUACAUUUGGGUACUGCCCACUACCUGAUCAUCUUAUUUGGCACCGUAAACAUAAAAAUAUCAGCAUGGCAGGCAUCAUUGAGAGCCUUUGAUGAUCAGAUAGCAUGCAUAUAUAUAGCUGAAAUUAAUUUCCAGCCAAGAAUGCCAUCGAAUAUUAUACUUGCGAAUUCAAUAUCUUGAUUGUGAUGAACACAACUUUCUAAGGCUUAUAAAUAGCCCAAAUUCUCCUCUUAUGCUGUAUCAGACACUCAGACUCACACAAUAUGCAUCCUUACAUUCAGAUACACACCAUUGUUCUCUGCAUCAUCAUAUCCAGCUUCUUCAUCAGCUGCAAUGCAGAAGAUACCAGACCACCCCAGACCCAGAGCAGCCUGGUUCUUGGCCUUAGCCAUAUCAGAUCUCUGUAUACCCCAUCCAUGGCACUUGUGAACUCCACAAGCUAUGACUUCUUGGACAUCAUAGAGCCAGUGACAGCAUACACAGACGGCUACCUGCUGUCCCUGAACCUUGGCACUCCCCCACAGGUGUUCCAAGUGUACUUGGACACAGGGAGUGACCUCACCUGGGUCCCCUGUGGCAGCAGCAGCAGCUACCAGUGCCUGGAUUGUGGGUCCUCCGUGAAGCCGACUCCGACGUUCCUGCCGUCAGAAUCCACGUCGAACACGAGGGACCUCUGCGGGAGCCGCUUCUGCGUCGACGUCCACAGCUCCGACAACAGGUUCGACCCGUGCGCGGCGGCGGGGUGCGCCAUCCCGGCCUUCACGGGCGGCCAGUGCCCCAGACCUUGCCCUCCGUUCUCCUACACCUACGGCGGCGGAGCACUGGUCCUCGGCUCCCUCUCCAGGGACUCCGUGACGCUCCAUGGAAGCACACACGGCAGCGGCGCCGGCGCCGGCCCUCUCCCCGUGGCCUUCCCUGGCUUCGGCUUCGGCUGCGUGGGCAGCUCCAUCAGGGAGCCGCUCGGCAUCGCCGGGUUCGGCAGGGGCGCCCUGUCCCUGCCGUCCCAGCUCGGGUUCCUCGGCAAGGGCUUCUCCCACUGCUUCCUCGGCUUCCGGUUCGCGAGGAACCCCAACUUCACCAGCCCGCUGGUGAUGGGCGACCUCGCGCUGUCGUCGGCGUCGACGGACGGCGGCUUCGUCUUCACCCCGAUGCUGACGAGCGCCACGUACCCGAACUUCUACUACGUCGGCCUGGAGGGUGUCGUCCUCGGAGACGACGACGGCGGCUCCGCCAUGGCCGCACCUCCCAGCCUGAGCGGCAUCGACGCGCAGGGCAACGGCGGGGUGCUGGUGGACACCGGGACGACGUACACGCAGCUGCCGGACCCGUUCUACGCGUCGGUGCUGGCGUCGCUCAUCUCCGCCGCGCCGCCGUACGAGAGGUCCCGCGACCUGGAGGCGAGGACGGGGUUCGACCUCUGCUUCAAGGUCCCCUGCGCGCGCGCCCCGUGCGCGGACGACGAGCUGCCGCCGAUCACCCUCCACCUCGCCGGCGGCGCCAGGCUGGCGCUGCCCAAGCUGAGCAGCUACUACCCCGUGACCGCCAUCAGGGACUCCGUGGUCGUCAAGUGCCUGCUGUUCCAGAGGAUGGAAAUGGAAGACGACGGCGAUGGCACGAGCGGCGGCGGGCCGGCGGCGGUGCUGGGCAGCUUCCAGAUGCAGAACGUGGAGGUCGUGUACGAUCUCGCGGCGGGGCGUGUCGGGUUCCGUCCGAGGGACUGCGCGCUUCACGCCUAGUGAUAGCGGUGCAUCGCACGUACUACGUGUGUACGUACGUGCACUGGCAUGCAUGGAUCGAUGGUGCACGCGGUACAUGCAACGACAAGCAUGACAUCUUGUCAGUGCACGAUCGAACGGUGCGCGCGUGCAUGCCGCAGGCGCUGUUUGGAUGUUCGGUUAAUUAAUCUGAUGAGGUGAUCCGUACGAUGUGCGUGCGGGAUUCAAGCGGCCGUACCGUACGUACCAAAUACCAAGGCACUAAGAAAAAGGGGAAGUUUCAUGCCGCGAGAGCAGGUGGCGUGCAAUGGGGAGUCGUUACGAGUAGUACUACCUUUUUUAUUGAGACGCAAAUAAAAGGCACUUUAGUUAUGUCUUUA
Molecule: messenger RNA, 2935 nt
Organism: Sorghum bicolor (sorghum)
Lineage: Eukaryota; Viridiplantae; Streptophyta; Magnoliopsida; Poales; Poaceae
Product: probable aspartyl protease At4g16563
Exons: 1
Coding region: 1104-2576 (490 amino acids)
Biological process (GO): proteolysis
Cellular component (GO): extracellular region
Molecular function (GO): aspartic-type endopeptidase activity
Source: RefSeq, a predicted model, not a curated record